This is a messenger RNA of Durotheca rogersii, 5220 nucleotides long. RefSeq lists its product as uncharacterized. Bases 1 to 5220 code for a protein of 1739 amino acids. Lineage: Eukaryota; Fungi; Ascomycota; Sordariomycetes; Xylariales; Xylariaceae. The record is from RefSeq and is a predicted model, not a curated record. The transcript has 2 exons.
AUGAUCUCAAUGCAGCGAUCUCUAUCGUCGCCCGUCUGUAUACAUACCUCUCCACCCUCGAGGCAACAGGCGACCGCCAGCCCGGCCGCCGGCGCGAGUGCGCCCAAGAGGCCGGUGAUCGAUCAAGCUGUAGGCCCGUCGAGGAACCCUUCCCCGACUCCCUCUUCCAGCCCGCCCGUCCCGUCGAGCCCGCUGCAGCCCAUCCUGAAGGAUCAUGAAGACUCAGGUCCCCUUCCGCGGCCGCUUCUAAGCGACGUGUCCAUGUACACCAAUCAUCACCUGGCUAUUGAGAACGAGGGCACCACUCUCGAAGAACUUGCCCACCUUGUCCGCCUGUCCAAAUAUCAAGAGCGCAAGUGCGUCAAUACCCGCACUCGCCUGCAGAGAAGUUUGAUCUCGACUGCUCUCUCGGCGCGCCUAACUCGCUGUGGAGAGACUUCGCUGCGAAACCUGGCGGACAGCUUCCGAAACGACGACAAGAGAGCCUUUGCUAAUCUGUUUGCUGCCAUCCAUGAUAUUCGGAACCGCUGCGACGAGACCCGUCGCCAUGCCCUCUUGGAGCCCGACGUGGAGUCCCUGCAAUCGUCGGGGGUGGCGUCCGUGGAAACCUUGAUCUCCCCACCCCAUUCGGCUGAAGCCAUCGGUUCCAACAGUUUCGUCGUCCCCUUCCUCGCUGACAUUUCCGCCUCGGCUAGAGAGGCCUUCCUCAACUUCCUCACCCAGAUCCGGACCAACCCGGACUACCUAGCCACGAGACUAUGCGCGCUGAAUGCCACCGAACUCCAGGCCCUCACUACGUUCCACCAGGGAUUGGAGCCCAUAGAGUCCGUACUGCCCUACCACGGCCGCACCAGCGGACGCGGACACACCAGCGGCCCUAGUAGACAAGGAGGCCAGACUGCCCUGAAUGCCGUGGAUCGACUCUUGUCCUUCCAGCGCCACGACCCCCUUUCUGCUCUCAUACACACCUGCUUUGCUAACUCAGCUGGUCCGGACAGCGCCGAGGACAAGCGGAGAACCGGGAUCUGGGCCACCGCCUUUGCUCGCCUGAUCUCCACUAGGUCGACUAGCGAGCCGGUUUUGAUUUCCAUCCUCAAUGCUUGGUCUGCUAUGCGUGACUGGUCCGGACGGGCCAAUAUGGAAUGGUACCUUAUGAAGAUACUGGAGGAUGGCGCGUUCCUGCUCGACCGAGCUGAGGACCAGAAUGGGACUAGGUUUAACCUCUCGGAUUGGUCUACGAAGGAUACUAUUGCCGCCGAGGAGUUUUACGAGCGUGCCGUGAACGAUCUCUUUGCCGUCAUAGACGACGAAGACGCGACCGGCAUCCCCGAGGGCGUUAUCGAGCUUGGAAAUGAGAUCCUUCGUCGGCUCGAGAUGAAGGAUACCACGCGUAGCCUCGUCGAUUCUACUCGGAAAUGGUUUGUAUACAAGUGGCUCUUCUCUAGUUGGUUGUUGGCCGUCGUCAUCCACCCGGAGAGCUACGGGAUGAUGGCGGAGUACCACAUCACCGAGUACGGCCGCCAGAAGAUCUUGAAGCAGGUUGCCACGUUAGCACAGCAUUAUGUGGUGGAGAUGCUCGCCAAUUCCAACCCGCUCCAGAAGCCGGUGUCUACGCCCCUGAAGGUCAAAGGCCACAUUGAGAAUAUCCUAGGCCGUUUCAAGCCGACGGCAAGCCAGAGGAUUGGGAGACUGCUUCCAGCUAGGUCCAUCACGUCUCUGAGAGAGACUGUCGAGGUGCACCCUUACUUGGUAAUUAGCCCUGCUGACCUAUCCACGCUUGUCAAUGCGCUCUACCCGGACCGUCGGCCGCCGUCCGCCCACUCUAGCAUCCGCUCUGGCGCGCCGUCGAUAUCGGGCUUCUCUGCCAUAUCCCAGCCGAUAUCUAUCGCCACAUCAAGAACUAACUUUGAGACUGCCUCCGUCCUCAGCAUGAGCGCCUCAUCCGUCUUUAGCGAUGGGACUACUUCGGGUGAUCCCUUGCUGGACGACCAAUUAGCCGGCACACCCCAGAGAUUGUCGCCUCCUGGGUCUGACGGGGCCAGGCAGAAGCACGUCAACAACUACGAGGAUGAUGGGUACCGCCUUCGCCUGGCCAUGCAUGAGAUGUCCCAGAUCCUAGGCUCGGACGUCAUCUCGGGCGCGUGCCACCCGUGCGCCGAGCGCUGGGCGGUCGUGUUCAUCUCCGCCGAUGGCAACGGCCUUUCCCUACAAAUGACCUACGACCCCGACGAUGAUCCCGAGGAGGAGAACUCCUCUACAACCAGUGACACGGAGGACGACGAGCCCGACGACAAGCCCGACCUUGACAAGGAUUAUCACCAGCUGCGAGAUUCGGUACUGAAACUGGUCGAAGAUUUCGAGAUCCCGCAAGGUCUCGAAGACCAUGGUACCAAGACGACGUUUAGCAAUCGCGCGUCCGGGUUGAAGAGGUAUCGAUCCAGGAGCAAGAUCAUCACCCCGGGCACGUCGAUGGGUAGCCGCAACCCGUAUCGCACUAGGUGCGAAGAUGAACAAAAGUCCAAGCGGGCUGCCGAUGAACCUGAAAGCGCCUCCGAGGGAAAGGAACCGGCAAGUGAGCCUGAGAAUUCCGCCUUGAUCACUAUGCUGGCCGCCGCCUCCUCACAAUCUCGCAUCCAAUCCGACUUCGUAUCGGCGCAUCUCUACUGGAAGACCCUCCAACAGUUGAACGCCCUAGCCUCGCCGUCCCUGCGUAAAAACGGAUUCGCCACGCUUCUAAACAUCUUCUCUCGGGGUCCUCGCGAUUCUAUCCGGCGCUCCGCCUCGGCGAUCGAGGAAUAUGACGCCUGGCUAGUCUGGCUGAAGCAGAGCCAGGAGCGCCACGAAGGCCUCAUCGAGACCAUGAUGAAACGCCUGAAGGCGCUGAGGGAUAAGAUGUGGUAUGUGACAGACGUUCAUAACUCGGCUCCCUACGAACAUACUCGAAACAUUUGUAGCGCUCUCAAGAUCAUGGGCAUGCCGAAGAAAUGGAGCGCGUUCCAGCGCAGCCGAGCCCAACUGUCCCGUGGGGCAGCCUCCGCCUACAUCUAUCGCAACGAAUCCCAAAUGCUGGAUCUCUUAGCCGCGAGUGAGGAUCAAGGCGGCCCCAACAAACUCAGCGACGCCCAGGCCGAGAUAACUAGCAAGUGGUUAGAACAAUUCGGUAUUCAGAAUCUCUGCCAAGGCGAGGAGCGCAUACAUCGUUUCUGCUGCGAAGUCGAUAGCUGCGUAGGAAAGCUGGUGGGCGAGAAUAUCAUGGACGGUCCUGUGCUCUGGUCGAGUGAACUAUACUCACGGGACCGGAGGACGUUCGAGGGCCCCCGGACAUCCCGUGAAAGAGAAAGCGUAUGGGGCGACGACGCCUCCAGUGUCAUCAGCAGCGAACACGAUAGACGAUAUGCUUCUCCGUCGCGUCGGGCGGCCUCGGUAGCUCGAGACCCGAGAAACAUUUCCGCAUUCAACACUAGCCAGAUCUCUCUCGAUUCCCACCGCCGCUUCAGCUUUUCCAGAGCAAGCACUGCGAUGUCUGAUACCUUGGACGCACACGAUUAUUAUGGAGCGUCGCCUCCGCUUCAUGCCAUUGACUCGUUGUCGACUUACUGGUCCCCUUUUCAGUCUACGAUGUCAACCGUUAGUUCGGCGACGUCGCGCGCCCAGUCCCCUACGACGAGUGUCACUAACCUCUCGAGCACCUUCUCGCACUCCAACAAUCACCAUCCGUUACCAUCUCAUCACUCCUCUGCCGGACGAUCUGUAAUAUCCGUGUCAUCGAACGAGACUGUUCACUUGCGGCAGCUCUCGGAAGGGAAACAGCGUUUCCUCUCCGACCUUCGUCAGACCCUUACUAGCUUGUUGCUGUCGGAGCUGGGAAACCUUGUGUUUUCGUCGGGGUCGGAGACGGACGGAUGGUUCGGCACCUUAGGGCAAGAGUGCAUCGACCGUCGCGACGCCGAGGAGCGGAAAGCGCGGCGACUAUCGAAGAGGGAUCGUUCUAGCAAGAACCUCGCGAAGCAGCGGGUGAUCGAGAAGAGGAAGAGUUUCGGUAACCUUCGACAGGCCGGCGAGGCCUCUAGAGCCGACCCGAACGCGGACAGGCCCGACAGCGCUUUCGGGUUUAGUAAUGAUAGCUCUGCCACGAGCGACACGACGUCAGCGCGCGCGAGAUCUUCAAAGAAACGCGAAGUCCCCGACUUCCCUUAUACGAAAGCCUACCAAAGGCUGCUGGGAAUCUUCUCUGUCCACCCUAACCCAUACACGAAGCUUAAUGCCCUCAUUGAGCUAGAACACCUUAUCGCUGCGUCGUUGGCUAGCGGCGGGCGUCGCUCUCGAUGGCUGCCGCGACAUCAGUCGAUAUCCAUCGACGACGAUCUAGGCAUGUCCGGUAGGGCUAGUACGAUUGAUCUGGGCACGGACAGUAUGAGGGAACGGCGCCCCCAGUCGUUCCAGUCGCAUAUGGCUACAUUCCAGCCCCGUUCCAACAAGAACUCGGACGUUCGCUCCGUCAUCUCCAUAAAAGACACAGCUAACGCAGAUGCCAUUGCGCAAGUGCUUCGGUCGCUUUUCAAAGAUGCGGGCAUCCGCCCCAAGACAUUAUUCCGCGACUUACAGUUCAUCAACUCAUUUGUCUCAUCCUCUACUUUAGACACUGACCGUACCAAGCCGUUCUGGGACAUCGCAGCGGUGGUCGUGUCGCUCAAGCAGGACGUGAUCACGACGAUGGUCGAAGUUGCAGACGAAAUCUUGACCUACUACACUCCAACGAGAAAGCGACCGGACGGCGGCGAAGAGAUACCAGAGGUAGCGCGGCAACCGCCAUCUCAUUCGCUCCGCGAUGCAGCAACAAUGUGGACUAUCGCAGCGAAGGAGGGCAGCGCAAUCGCGCAGCGCGAGCUAGGACUCUUUAACCUCAGUAAGCCCGAGCUCGUCGAGAGAAGCAUGCUACCGAUGUCGAAACCACGUGAUGUCUUCAAGCAGGCUGUCAUGGAGAAGUUUGGAUCGCGACCCGGCGGUGGUGCGCGCCACGCCGCUGACCGAGGCCGUAGCGGCCUGGGUACGGUGGGAACAGCAUCUUCGGGCGUACCGGAUGCGAACGCGGGCGUCGAUGGCGAUGUGAGGAGCGACCCGGCUCUGAUGUGCAUUGCUCUCCAUUGGAUGGAGGAGGCCGAGCGCGGCGGAGACGAGCUGGCCAGGCAGUUCAUCGGCCAGCACGAGAUGGGGUUGUGA